ACAGCCAGGGUCGGAGUGAGUCUCUGAGGCUGAGCCAGUCCCACAGUGGACGUGGUUCAGGGUCUGGAUCCCACCACCUCCAGUUCCCCCCCCCAGACACGAGGACAACCCUCUGUCCCCAGGGUACACAGAACCCCUGUGUUACAGUUCCAGUCGGCCCACGUCCACCGAGAUGGCUCGACUGGGAAGCCGCAGCAACAGUGUGUCAUCCCACACCAGGCCCGAGCGCGACCUCCGACCUUUGUCGCAGCGCUACUCCUCCCCGCAGCGCGGCUCCUACCUCACCCCUGAGGGGCCGGUGUACAACAUGCCCUACUCAGGCCUGCACUGUGACCGCGCCAGCACCCAACAGUAUCUGGAGAAGGCCCCUCUCGUCAAGUCCAACAGCUGGAGCACUCCACAGACGUCCCUGAAGUACGCGUCGCUUUCUGCCCCCCAACGGCACUCGGACAUGUGUGCCCCCCGGCAGCCCCUGUCGCCCCUGUAUGACGAGCCCUGCACCCCCGACAUCUAUGCCCAGGAGGAGGAGAGCCGGCUCAGGCAGCAGCCAGAGCAGUGUGUGAGAGGACCACCACAUCAGCAGCAGGAGCCUCAUCUCCUACCCUCCUCCUUCCAGCUGCGCACCCCUCCCCUGGGCAAGCGCUGCCGGAGGAGUCUCGUACUCAUCCAGGGCCAGGGGCUGGAGAUGGAGGGCCCUCAGGGGCCAGACCAGAGAGCUAAGGCCGUCUCCAGACUGAGGCUGCUGCCUGCACCCAAAGCAGUGCAAGAGGAGAGGGUCUUCCCCGUGAUGCCUGCUAUGAACACCACCCAGAUGCUAUAUGGUUUCUCACCAGAUCACAACUCGUACCUUGAACCAUCUGAGCCAGAUGACCAGCAAAUGGACUAUGAUAACAUUUGGGAGUACGACUGCAAUACUGGGAUGAUUCAGCCCAUGUCUGGAAUUUCACCACACCGGACGGGAUUAGACUUCGGGGCCAGAGGCCUGGGUGCCAUGGCUACCAACCAGCAAAGAUGGUUAUAAAACCAAACAAAGGACUGGCGCUCGUCUGGACGUGUGCAAACAACAGAUCCCCAUCAGAGAGCCAUAAAAAAACACUGUGGAAGCUCACUACUGCAUAUCAUGCUUGUGUCCUAAAUGGCACCCUAAUCCCUAUAUUAGUGCACUGGGCUCCGUUUAAAAGUCAUGCUCUGUAUAGGGAAUAGGGUGCCAUCUGAGACUCACACCACAUCAUCCACAAACCUCAUGAACAAUGUAUUUGUAAGAUAUUCAGUAGUCAGAAGAAUGCUUUGUCUGGGUGUGAUAAGAGUACGGUAUUUGUAUUUACGCUGCACUACUGUACUGUAGUUAACGCAGAUAUAGAUAGUGAUUCAGAAAAAUCACUUUCCCACACAACAGUAUGAAAAGGUAGGAAACAGCCUGAUAUUGUAGCAUUAAUUAAAGUGCAAAAUGUACAUAGUUUUUAACCCUGUGCGCUUGAAAUGGUAUUUUUUCCCCUACUGUGUGUAGGCUACUGUGCACUGCAUUGGGCUUCAUAUUUUACAUUUUGUGUGUUUUUGUACUAUUUAUGAACAUUUUCUUGAAAACCGUCCUGUUUCCAUGCUUUUUUAUUGUGUUAACUUUUUGAUUCGUAUAUUAUAUCAUUAUUAUAUUCUGUCCUCUGACGUCUUGUCUUUGGUUGUAAGCUGUAAAAAGCGUUCCACAGAGCUAAAAAUAGCAACAUCUGCAUUAUUUAUUCAAUGUUCUGAAAUCACAAAGCAAACGUUGAGGGCUUAAAAGGACUUCCUGCAUUGUGCUGCUUACCUCUCUGCCAAAUGUUGCUCAUCUUUGUGUGGCUUGUUUCUUCUACUUUCUUUGAGGUGUUCUUUUUUAUUUACAAUAAAAAGUACAUUACA
This is a messenger RNA of Oncorhynchus gorbuscha (pink salmon), 1893 nucleotides long. RefSeq lists its product as uncharacterized. Gene Ontology annotation, cellular component: mitochondrial membrane; cytoskeleton. The record is from RefSeq and is a predicted model, not a curated record. NCBI's taxonomy places the organism in Eukaryota, Metazoa, Chordata, Actinopteri, Salmoniformes, Salmonidae. Bases 173 to 1021 code for a protein of 282 amino acids. The transcript is spliced from 6 exons. Gene Ontology annotation, biological process: positive regulation of apoptotic process; response to hypoxia; 3'-UTR-mediated mRNA destabilization. Gene Ontology annotation, molecular function: phosphatidylinositol phosphate binding; phosphatidylserine binding; cardiolipin binding.